Nicrophorus vespilloides is the source of this 3612-nucleotide messenger RNA. RefSeq names its product integrin alpha-PS1 (gene mew). Gene Ontology annotation, biological process: cell-cell adhesion; cell-matrix adhesion; cell adhesion mediated by integrin. Gene Ontology annotation, molecular function: integrin binding. The record is from RefSeq and is a predicted model, not a curated record. Bases 84 to 3194 code for a protein of 1036 amino acids. Lineage: Eukaryota; Metazoa; Arthropoda; Insecta; Coleoptera; Silphidae. Gene Ontology annotation, cellular component: external side of plasma membrane; integrin complex. The transcript has 12 exons.
GUCGGAGCGCCUUUAGGGAACAACAUCCAGCCGGAAACGAAUCGAUCCGGCGCAUUGUUCAAGUGCCCUUUAACCAGAGACCCAUGCAUCCAGGUGUCCACGGAUGGAUACAGACAUACUACGUAGAAGACAUUCUGUGUGUGUGUGUUAGAAGGACCCCCAACAAAAAAAAAAUAGCAAAUUGUCUUGUCUUCGUUGUCCAGAGUCCAGUACUUUUUUUUUUUGUUUUUGUUUUUGUUAAUUUGUCGACGUGCUUGGCGUCCGGUCUAUAUAAGUCGAAAGAGUUUGAUUACGAUGACUACGAGAGCGAGGGUGAAGAUGAGCAGCUGAAGCCACCUGGAAACAACGAGAUCAAGAACGGGCAAUGGUUGGGUGUUGCUGUUAAGUCGCAAGGACCGAAGGGGAAGGUGAUGGUCUGCGCCCACAGGUACAUCAAGGGUAACAAUCUGAAGGAGGUGCAGCACGGAUUGGGAUUGUGCUAUUCGCUGCAUAGUAAUUUGGAGUGGGAUGCUGUUUGGGAGCCGUGCGAGGGCAGAGAGAUGUCUUCACAACACGAGCAAUUCGGUUAUUGCCAAGCCGGCACCAGUUUGAAUCUUCUGCCUGAUGGCACUGCUCUGAUCGGUUCUCCUGGUCCUUACACUUGGAGAGGUACCAUGUUUGUGGUUUCGGUAGUUGGAGAGUUUCUCGAGCGCGACAAGAACUACUAUCUCGGAAAUCUCACCAACACCCCAGAACCUAUCGACAAAUACAGUUACUUAGGUAUGAGUGUAACGGCGGGGAACUUCUUCAAUAAAACUCUUAAGCACUACGUGUCUGGAGCGCCGAGGGCCAACCACAAAGGAGCGGUUUACUUCUUCACGAGGAUUUCAUCAGGAGUGACGAUGCCAGUGGGCCUGAUCAUCGAUGGCAAACAAUUCGCCUCCAAUUUCGGCUACGAACUUUUGACCGCCGAUCUGAACAACGACGGAUACGAUGAUCUUAUGGUGGCCGCACCUUUCUACUACAAUAACACGCACGGCGGAGCAGUCUACGUUUAUUAUAACUUGAGGAAAUGCUUCGAGAAGGGUCACGAAUGCGAACCGGACCUCCAGCUCACCGGCACGUUAGAGUCAAGGUUUGGGUUCUCGAUGACGACUUUGGGUGAUAUCAAUCACGAUGGGUACGUGGAUGUGGCCAUCGGGGCUCCGUACACUCAACCCAACGGCGCGAUUUACAUCUACUUGGGUGGCGAAAACGGCCUCAAUCCCGAGUACUCGCAGAUGAUCCAAGUGAAAGGACCGAAGACCGUCGGGUAUUCUUUAAGCGGUGGUAUGGAUAUGGACGACAACGAUUAUCCGGACCUUCUGACCGGCGCCUACGAAUCCGACAAAGUGAUCCUCUUCAAGGCUCGAUCCAUUAUUCAUAUCGACAUCGAAGUUCGCGGCGAAGAGAGAUUUAACAUCGAUCCGAACGGCGGCUGCCCGCACGGCAGCAACAGGAACAGAACAUGCUUCUCGUUCGAAACGUGCUUCAAACUGAAGAGACCGAAAAAUUAUGGUCAAGAAAUCCGCGUGAAACUGUUCAUAGAAGCGGACGUGGAUAAAGCGAAUGGAAAAUUCGCGAGAGUAAGAUUCGACGGAUUAUCCGAGGGUCCGACGAACGUGAGCUACAUCACCUGGCACAACAGACCUGGUUACCAAUGCAGCAAUCACGUCAUGAUCAUCAAAGAAAAUAUCCGAGAUAUACUUUCUCCUAUUAUGUUCCGCAUGAAUUACACUCUGGUGAACGAUGAACCGAUGGCUCCCAUCCUCAAUAAAACCUCUUUGACUAAAUUCAAAGCCACAUUCCAGAAGGACUGCGGAACAGACGACAUCUGCGAGAGCAACAUGAUCCUCAAGGCCAACCUUCCACUACUCACUGAAAUUGGAAACAACCGUUACUCCUUGAACUUGGGCUCCGCUGAUGAACUGAAUUUCAAAGUAACGGUCAAAAACAGCGGAGAAUCAGCGUACGAAGCUCAACUCUUCGUCGUCCAUCCUUCGGCUCUCAGUUACAUAGCUUUGAACAAGAAAUCGAGCGACAUAAUAUGCAAUUACCACAACGACACGAUCGUGAGCUGCACUCUGGGCAAUCCGUUCCCGAAGAACAAGACCGCGGAGUUCAGUUUGCGCUUCGAGAGCAAAGUCAGCAAAAUCGGUAACGAGAAGGAGUUGAAUUUCAUGGCCUUCGUUAAUUCCACCUCGAAGGAGAAGUCCAAGCAGACCAAAGUCAAUAUUAGCGUCGAAGUUAAAAAGAAAGCGGAAGUGAAAAUCGAUAGUGCUUCCACUUCUUACGUUUUAUUCGGUGGUCCGGUUAAGGGAGAAUCUGCGAUUCAGUACUUCGAUGAGAUUGGAACUAGAGUGUGGCAUACUUACCUGGUCAUCAAUGAAGGUCCUUACGCUGUGGACAACUUGAAGGUGAAUAUUCAGUGGCCUUUGCAAGUGGAGAGCGGCACGCCCGAAGGAAAGUGGUUGCUCUAUCUGGAGGGUAAUCCGACGAUCGAAUACGAUGGGAACAUUCCGACAGAUUCCUGCUACAUCAAAUUACCUUUCAUCGCCAACGAACUGAACAUCACCGAUCGUCUGGGAUCAUCCGAAGCUCCGCCGGAAAAUCUAAUUUUCCCCAAUAUAGAGCCGCAGUCUUUGGUGCUCGGACGGUACAGAAGGAGACGCGAGCUGGAGUUUCCUGCGACGUCGGAAAAAUUAACAAGCGACGACGGAAAACGAAACGUCUUAACAUUAGAUUGUGAAUCCGGUACGGCGAAGUGCGCCAACAUCGAAUGCAUCCUGAAGAAGGUUAACAAAGAUAACUCUGCGACUAUUAAGAUAAAGGCUAGGAUAUGGAACUCGACUCUUGUGGAGAACUACAGUAAAUUGGAUUCUGUGAAGAUCGUCUCCAGCGCAAGAAUCUACGUCCCGGAUGACGUGGAGCAGGACGACACGAACGACGACGAAAGAAGAGCGGAAACGUCGUGCUUCCCAGAGAACACCGAUCAGAAUACUUCAGUGCAGAUUUGGCUGAUCAUUGUGUCCGUUGUGGUCGGAGUGAUCGUGCUCCUCCUCAUCAUCUUCAUACUGUACAAAUGCGGAUUCUUCAAGAGGAAUCGCGUCGACGAUCACACCUUGUCUGGGAACCUGAUGAAAGUGGGCGAGUCGGAGAAUCUGCUGAAUCGUUGAGAGUCCGCUGUGAUAGCAUAUGAAUGCUUCUGCUGGUGAAAGGAAGAUUUUCGCUCUUUACACGGAAAUAUAUUUAAGUGAUUGAAAACGAAACUUUUGUACAUAUACAAAUCAGUUCACUGCCUCUUCUAAAUUUAAGACAAUUUGUACUUAGAUUACUUUUUAAUUUUGUGUAAAUAUUGUAUUUAUGAUUGUUGUAAAUAGUACGAUUAUUAUUUUUUUUAAAUAUCAAUUAUAUAUUUAUCGUAUAACAUUCUAUCAAUCUUCCGUAUUCUUGGGAAGACUGUUUUAAGUGGAAAUUAUUUAUUUAAAAGCGAAACUGCUGCAAGCGCUUAAUUUACAUAUAAACUUGCAGCACUUUCGAUUAUUGCAGCUGAUUUUUUUUUUUAUAAUUGCUCUAGAAACUUAUACUUAUAAA